GCGCAUUGUCAAGGUAUGCUGAAAUCGCCCAGGAAGAAGAAGAAAUGAUGUCAGCCGUGGAGCAGCGCUGCUCUUUCGCUCGAGACCUAAUUUACCCAAUCUAUGUUGCAUCGCGUUAUUGUUUUCUGUUUCGUGUAGGGUUAGAGUGCUACCUGUAAAUCGAACUGUCCCGUGCGCUGGUGUUUUCCCCCGUCGGUUGCGCGCGUCGCGAGUGCGUCGAAAAUGUCGAAACACGAUCGGGUGAAAUCGGGUGGCUUUCUGGAUACGUUGCUCGGCCGACCGCACAAGAAGCUCGGUCGGCAUGGAGGGAGUGGCGUGUACGGCAAUGGGCCGAGCAGCGCUGGCGGCAACGGUACGGGCGGGUACGGCAGCUACGGCAGCCUGAACGGGGGCCGUCCACUGUCCGGCCCAGACGCGGACCUGGCGUCGCUGAUGGAGCCGAACGAAACGCACCGCCUGAGCGAGGCGGAAGUCAACAAGCUGUUUCUCGAAAUUCUCGAGGACAUGAACAUUCCCAAGGACAAGCGCGACCCGCUGCUUGGCAAACCGCUGGAGGAGAAGCGCAAAAUGAUCGACAUGCACGUGAAAGGAAAAAUCUCGUCCGAGCAUCGUGCGAACUCACGAUUCGAAAAACCCUCCGACUACGUACAGUACCUGCACGAAGGCGACUACCUGAACCGAACGAACAAGCUGCUCGCCUGUCUGGAAAGUCUACGCGUCGCGCUAACCAGCAAUCCGAUCAGCUGGAUCAAGGACUUUGGCGAGGAUGGCAUCAACGAGAUUGUGUCCCUGCUGCGGUACUGCAAAACCGUGCCGCGCCGCAUGCACAAAAUCGAGUACGAGUGUCUCCGCUGCCUGAAGGCGAUCCUGAACAACUCCUGGGGCUUAAACGUGAUCCUAACGCCCGAUCAGCAUGCGGUAGUGCUACUGCUGGCGCAGUGCAUCGACACCACCCAGCCGCACACGAUGUGCGAAGCGAUCAAGCUCCUGUCCGCCCUGACGCUGCUGAAGGAUCGCAACGGGUACGAGAAGGUGCUGCGGGCCAUCACCAACGUCAGCUCGAUGCGGAAGCCGGGCGCGGAGCGGUUCCGCCCGAUCGUGGAGGGACUGCUGAUGGACAACGAUCGCAACUACGAGCUGACCUGCAGCACGAUGAUCUUCAUCAACUGCAUCAUCAACACGCCGACGGACAUCAACUUCCGGCUGCAUCUGCGCUGCGAGAUCAUGCGCGCCGGGCUGUACGAGCGGAUCGACCAGCUGUCCGAGAUGGUGGACAAGUGCGGCAACGAGAAUCUGGUGAACCACAUCAAGAUCUUCAACAGCUACCGGGAGGAGGAUUUCGAGGAGUUUAGCAAUCGCUUCGACAACGUCCGGCUCGAGCUGGACGACAUGAACGAUUGUUUCGAGCUGCUGAAGAACCUGGUCGCCGACACGGCGAGCGAACCGUACUUCCUGUCGAUCCUGCAGCAUCUGCUGUUCAUCCGGGAUGAUCACCAGUACCGGCCGGCCUACUUCAAGCUGAUCGAGGAGUGCGUUUCGCAGAUCGUGCUGCACAAGAGCGGGUACGAUCCGAACUUUGACAGUCGCGACUUCCACAUCGACACGAGCACGCUGCUGGACGACAUGGCGGAAAAGACGAAGCAGAUUGAGAGCAAAAAGUCGGAAGACUUCGAGAAGCGCAUGACCGAGCUGCAGACGGCCAAGCAGGAGGCGGAGGCGCGCGUGGCCGCGCUGGAAGACCGCCUCAAGGAGAUCGAGGCGACCGGUGUAGUCGUGUCGCCGAAGGGGAAGAGCAAGCUACCUCAAAUCACCAUUCCACCGCCACCGCCCGGUUUGCUGCCCGGCGGUGGCCCUCCUCCACCUCCUCCCUGUCCCGGUGCCGUACCCGUCAUGAUGGGUGGUGGUGGUGGUGCGCCACCUCCACCUCCACCCCCGUUCCCGGGAGCGGCGGCGGGUGGUCCACCACCACCGCCCCCGAUGCCCGGCAUGGGCGGUCCGCCACCUCCCCCGCCACCGAUGAUGAUGAUGGGUAUGCGGCCGCCGGGAAUGCCACCACCGUUCCCGAACGCCGCCCCCAAGCCGCUCCCGUACGGGCUGAAGCCCAAGAAGAAGUGGGACACGGAUGGGCCGAUGAAGCGCGCCAACUGGAACGGGCUGGACGCGAAAAACCUGUCCGAAAACUCGUUCUGGGUGCAGGUGCAGGAGGAGCAGCUGGCCGACAAUGACAUGUUCGCCCGGCUCGCCCUCAAGUUCUCCUCCAAGCCGGCGAAACCGAUCGACAAGGACGCGGCCGACCGGCCCCAGUCGUCGAAGAAGAACGUCGAUCUGCGCGUGCUGGACGCGAAGGCGGCCCAAAACCUGUCCAUCCUGCUCGGCGGCUCGCUCAAGCAUCUGUCCCACGAGCAGAUCCGCACCUGCCUGCUGCGCUGCGACACGUCCGUGCUGAGCCCGAGCGUGCUGCAGCAGCUCAUCCAGUACCUGCCGCCGCCCGACCAGCUCAAGCGGCUGCAGGAGAUCCGGGCGCGCGGCGAAGAUUUGGCCGGGGCGGAGCGGUUUGCGGCCACGAUCGGGGACAUCAAGCGGCUCGGCGCGCGGCUGCAGAGCCUCAGCUUCAAGAUCGACCUGCCCGACAUGGUGCAGGACGUGAAGCCGGACAUCGUGGCGGGGACGGCGGCCUGCGAGGAGGUGAAGACGAGCAAAAAGUUUGCCAAGGUGCUGGAGCUGAUCCUGCUGCUCGGCAACUACAUGAACUCGGGCUCGAAGAAGGACCCGGCGUACGGGUUCGAGAUGAGCUUCCUGCCGAAGCUGUCCAGCACGAAGGACCACGAGAACAAGCAGACGCUGCUGCACUAUCUGGCCGAGGUGAUCGAGAGCAAGUUCCCGGAGGCGCUCACCUUCUACGAGGAUCUGUCCCACGUGGACAAAGCGUCCCGCGUCAGCCUCGACACGAUCCAGAAGACGAUGCGCCAGAUGAACAACGCGCUGAAGAACCUCGAGUCCGAUCUGAACAACAACAAGGUGCCGCAAAGCGAGGACGACCGCUUCCUGGAGGUGAUGGGCCAGUUCGCGGUGGAGUGCCGCGCGCAGGUGGAGGUGCUGGGCCGCAUGCUGGCCCAGAUGGAGUCACUGUUCGGCAGCCUGUCCGAGUACUACUGCUUCGAUCCGGCCAAGUACACGAUGGAGGAGUUCUUUACCGACAUCAAAACGUUCAAGGACGCGUUCGUGCAGGCGCACGCCGACAACUGCCGGUUGCGCGAGGAGGAGGAAAAGAAGCGCCGAGCGCAGGAGGCAAAGGAACGGUCCCAGCGCGAACUGCUCGAACGGCAGCAGCAGCGCAAGGUCGAUCUGAUCAACAUCGAUGCGGCGCAAACGCAGGAAGGCGUGAUGGACAGCCUGCUCGAGGCGCUCCAGACCGGGUCGGCGUUCGGCAAUCGGGAGCAGCGGCGAAGGCGCGGCCCACGGCCAGCCGGUGCCGAGCGGCGGGCCCAGCUGAACCGCAGCCGGUCGCGAACGGGCAUCACCGCGAGUGCGUUCUCCAGUCGGGAGAUGCUGUCGGAACUGCUCGGACCGGCUUAGGUGCCCCCCGGUGUGUUGCCAGGGAGUGUGCCACUGAGUGCCACUGAGUGCCACGGAGUGUGUAUAGUUUUGAGAUUCAUUUUGCAAAAUGGGAUUCCCCCACCUUUAGCGGACCCAGUUGCGCAAGGGCAAUUUUACAAGGACUGUGUGUGUGGGGGGGUUGUUUUUUUAAUCCAAUUGGAACGGAACAUUAUCCAGAAAAUUCAGUAUUCUUCUUCUUUUUUUUACAUGAACAAUAAUUACACUAGGAUGCAAUAAUAAUAAUACACUCUGAGGAUGGGACAAAAAUUGUAGCUAUAUUUGGGUGCACAUAGGGAUAGGAAGGGAACUACAAUGCCAUCCGUGCCACAGUGUCCCUCUUUACAUGGAAAGGAAAAAAAGAAACCACCGUUCCAUGAUCUAUUUCUUCGAUGGACGAUGGUCAUCAUUGUAAGGAAAUGGAGAGAGAGAGGAGAGAGAGAGCGAGAGAGAGAGAGAGAGAGAAAGAGCGAGAGAGAGAGAGAGUGAGAGAGAAGGAGAGAACAAAAUGCCAACGCCAAAAUCCGCAAAAAAAAACUGGCGAUCGUCUUACCUUAACCACACAACGCAAAAGACUUAUAAAACACACACACAGACAAAAGCGCCUUAUAAUUAAAGGUUGGAGUUAAAUCCCCAAGAAUGUGAAACAAAAAACCGUGAUAAAUGAACGAAUUGAAAGCACAAAACCCACGGCGCCACACACUACUCCUAAAGUGCCGACGCACGCAUGCACCGACGUCCUUUAGUUUAGGAAUUGCGCGUGAUCUUUACGGGAGACCACCACAAAACAACAAGUAGUAAGAUAGGAUAUAGACCGAUGGGGCUGGAGUUAAAAAAAUCGAGUUGUAAAAUAAUACGUACGCGUCAAGGAUAAUAAUGGGAUAUAAUGGGUCCCCGUCGCAAUGGGAGGUUUCUAUCCGCGCCAUACAACACCAAGCACAACACAUGAUGCAAACGAAAAGGAAGCAUCCCCCACCCUGUUUUUGACCCCUUUUAUUGAGCUGAAUAUGGGGCAGCAGAAGCACAAACAACAACAACAAAAGACACCAAUGGCCUGGAAUGGAAUGUGAGUGAGAGGGAAUGAGAUUUAUAAAAUCGAGAUGUGCCUCUUCUAUGUUUUGCUUAUUUGUUUAAUUUUUCCCCCGGAUAUACCAAACGGCUGCCGUGUGUCCGUGGUAGGUGCAAAGCAUACAUUAACAAACAUUUCGUUCUUUUUGUCACAUAUUGCGAUCCCAAAAAGUGUGCUGGACAAAAAGGGAAGAUAGAUAGAGACAAACAAACAAUCCAAUUGGAAUCCACCACAACAACGAAUGAAAUUACAAGAAAUUGCCUGGUUUCUACAUUAAUCCUAAACAAACAACCAUUGUUACAAAAUAGAAAAGGUAUUAUACAAUAUAUAUACAAACCACAACAUAUCAUUCGACUGCAAACCGUGCGCAAAAUUACGUUUAUUAUAUACAGUACGCGCAACACAUAAAAAAGCCUUUUGUUUUUUGUUUUUUGUUGCUGCGAUGGUGUUUACAGUUUUUUUUUUUAUUCAUAUUAGGCUAUAAGUAGAUUUGUUGCUAUACAAUUUACAAAACUAUUUUCUCUUCUGUGUUUAUUAUAGUUCGACAAAAUAUCAACCUGUACAGAUGUCCUUUUGUUAAGAAAAAAAAACCGUAAUAAAACAGAAAAAAACCUCACAUUUCUUAA
Molecule: messenger RNA, 5289 nt
Organism: Anopheles arabiensis
Lineage: Eukaryota; Metazoa; Arthropoda; Insecta; Diptera; Culicidae
Gene: dia
Product: protein diaphanous
Exons: 2
Coding region: 223-3576 (1117 amino acids)
Biological process (GO): actin cytoskeleton organization; actin filament polymerization
Cellular component (GO): cytoplasm; actin filament
Molecular function (GO): microtubule binding; small GTPase binding; actin binding
Source: RefSeq, a predicted model, not a curated record